Molecule: messenger RNA, 453 nt
Organism: Paramecium octaurelia
Lineage: Eukaryota; Ciliophora; Oligohymenophorea; Peniculida; Parameciidae
Source: the annotation of a GenBank genome assembly
CAAAGCUAUCAAUAGAAUAGUUUUAUUCAUAAAGUAUUAAUAUUAAAAAUUUGAAAUUGGGGGUAUUUCAAUAAAACUCAUUUGUGAAUAUUUUUACAAUUGCAAAUAACAUCAUUGAUUAGAUAAAUACUUGAUUCAAAUUUAGUUUUUAAAUUAAAUUUUGGAGGCUGAAGGAAAAUUCAAAAUGACGGAAUGCUUAGGAGAUUUACAAAGAUGAAGCAAAGAGAACAGAGUACAGAUCAUCCAACACAUUUAAUAUUUAUAAUUUUGAACAUAGAGUUGCUUAAUCAAAUACGAAAAAUUACUAAAAAAAAACUUGUAAUCUGAUUUGGUUAAGAACAAUCAUUCAUAAGAAUGGAAAUUUGCUCUAAAAUGAAAUAAGGUAAAAAAUACAAAAAAGCAUAUAUACUAGAAUAAUUAAAGAAAUUCAGCUAUAGAUAAAGUUAAGAAAGC